Molecule: messenger RNA, 1164 nt
Organism: Penicillium nucicola
Lineage: Eukaryota; Fungi; Ascomycota; Eurotiomycetes; Eurotiales; Aspergillaceae
Product: Gfo/Idh/MocA family protein
Exons: 4
Coding region: 1-1164 (387 amino acids)
Molecular function (GO): nucleotide binding
Source: RefSeq, a predicted model, not a curated record
AUGGUUUUUGAUCUUCGAUGGGGCAUUCUCGCCACCGGCGGAAUUGCACAAACAUUUGUGGAGGAUCUUUUGCGUGAUCCAACGACCAAAGGAGUUACAGACGUCAAGCACACCGUUGUCGCCGUAGCAUCAUCUUCGUCCAAGGCUUCAGCCGAUUCAUUCGUCGAGAAGCUCAAGAUUCCCCAGCCAUGUGCGACCUACGGGUCCUACGCAGAGGCCGUCAAUGAUGCCAACGUUCAGGCCAUCUACGUUGCUACCCCACACUCACAUCACUUCCAGCAUGCGAUGCUGGCCCUGGAAGCCGGAAAGCAUGUUCUAUGUGAGAAGGCAUUCACCGUGAACGCAGCUCAGGCCAAGAUCCUGUGCGAAACUGCGCAGAAGAAGGGUCUAUUCCUGAUGGAAGCUGUUUGGACUCGAUACUUCCCACUCAGUAUUGAAGUGCGACGUCUAGUGCAAACCGGAGCCAUUGGGGAGGUCCUGCGAGUGGUUUCUGAUUUGAGCAUUGGAGACGAGCCUGAGACUGCCUGGGACUUGACCCACCGUAUGGUCAACAAGGACCUUGCGGGCGGUGCGCUUCUUGACUUGGGAGUCUAUGCUCUGACUUGGGUCUUCCAGAUCCUCUACCAUACCCUACCACCAUCCCAGCGCAAAGCACCAUCCCAGGUUGUCUCCCAUAUGUCAAAAUUCGCGGCCACUGGAGCAGACGAAGACACCACCAUGCUCAUCACAUUCCCUACCACCACCCCGUCCGCCCUUCCUAACCGAACAUCUCACGCCGUAGCAAUGACAGCCUUCCGCGUUGCCAGCGAUCCAGACAAUCGCGGCUCCGCUGGUCCCUCCAUCCAGAUCCACGGAACUAAGGGCCAUAUCCAGGUUUUCGGCCCUGCCUAUCGACCAGAGCGAUUCCGUGUUGUCCCAACUGCGCAAUCGGGAGAUGCAUCAAACGUCCAGGAUGUCAGCAUGCCUAUCCCUGACGAUGCGCGCGGCAUGUUCUGGGAAGCUGAUGAAGUUGCUCGCUGUUUGCGCGAUGGGAAACUUGAGAGCGAGGGCUUGCCUUGGGAUGAGAGUAUUGCGAUCAUGGAAGUCAUGGACCAAGUUCGCCAGCAGGGUGGUUUGACUUAUCCAGAGCGUCUUGAGUCGACUGAGUACCCCUUGGCUCUUUGA